GUGCUCUGCAGGACACUGACCUGAGUUCAGCUCAAACCGCACAAAUCUGCCUGUGUGAACACUCACAGCUCUACCUGGUCAAGAUGAGGUUUGCCGAUUGCCUGUUGGUUCUGGUGUUCCUGCCAUUCCUCUCUGUUGCUAUCGGUAUAGACAUCUGCUCUGCCAAACCCAAGGACCUCUCUCUGGAGCCAUACUGUGUCUAUCGCAGCCCCGAGUUCCCUGAGGGACCAUCGCUGGAGCCUGAGGCACUCCCUAACUUCACCAAUCCCCGAGUAUGGGAACUGUCAAAGGCCAAUGGACGCUUUGCUCUGUCACUGUACAAACAGCUGGCUCUUGGCAGGAGCCCCGAGUCUAACAUCUUUAUGUCCCCCAUCAGCGUCUCCACCGCAUUCGCCAUGACCAAACUCGGAGCUUGCAAUGAAACGCUGAAGCAGAUCAUGAAGGUAUUUGAGUUUGAUACCAUCAAAGAAAAGACAUCGGAUCAGGUCCAUUUCUUCUUUGCCAAACUCAACUGCCGUCUGUACAGAAAGAAGGAUGAAACCACUGAACUAAUAUCUGCCAACCGACUGUUUGGAGACAAAUCAUUAACCUUCAACGAGACAUACCAGAACAUUAGCGAGACAGUGUAUGGAGCCAAACUGCUGCCUCUCAACUUCAAGGAGAACCCAGAGAACGCUCGGGUCACCAUCAAUAACUGGAUUUCCAACAAGACAGAGAACCGAAUACAGGACACGCUGCCAGCUGGGUCACUGGAUCGCACCACAGUCCUGGUGCUUGUGAACACCAUCUACUUUAAGGGUCAGUGGAAGAACAAGUUUGAUAAAGACCAGGUGUUCAUCACAGACUUCCACGUCAGUGAGACUCGCACCUGCUCCGUCAACAUGAUGUACCAGCAGACCAAGUUCAGGUACAAGUAUUUCCCUGAUGAUCAUGUGCAGCUGCUGGAGAUGCCAUAUCGUGGAGACGACAUCACCAUGGUGAUCAUCCUGCCAAGCAGAGGCACCACACUCAGUCAGGUGGAGGACAGUCUGGACCUGGCAAAACUGAACAGUUGGUUGGAUCAGAUGAAGGAAACAACUGUCUCUGUUGAGGUCCCUCGCUUUAAGGUGGAGCACAGCUUCAGCUUGAAGGAGAAGCUUAAGGAAAUGGGAUUGACUGACCUGUUUAGCUCUGACAAGGCCAGCCUGCCAGGUAUGCUGGAGGAUAGCAACUUUGGCCUCUACAUCUCAGAUGCCUUCCAUAAAGCUUUCCUGGAGGUGAAUGAGGAGGGCAGUGAGGCGGCAGCAGCCACCGCUGUGGUGGCCGUUGGACGCUCCUUCAAUCCGUACAGGGAGGUUUUUACAGCCGACCGGCCAUUUCUGCUGCUCAUCAGAGAGUCAACCAUCAACACGCUGCUAUUCACCGGCCGUGUGGCUGAUCCCUGCAACCAAUAAAAACCUACACAUGAAGCGAUCACUGCUUUAUUAAAAGCCGCAAAUCGUAAAAAUAUAGUAAUAAAUAUUUCAAAAUGUAAAUAUACUGCAUAACAAUUCAGCACUGUGCUGUAUGAUGUGGAGCUAAUGCAAACUUCAUUUUACAGCAUUAUACACUACACACGCACUCAAGAGUGGGGUUUUUGAUUUUUAACGUUUUAGACGUUUGUUCUGUACUUCAACUUCAUUUCAUUUAAAUCCAUCCAUCUAUCUUCUUCCGCUUAUCCGGGGCCGGGUCGCGGGGCAGCAGCCUAAGCAGAGAAGCACAGACCUCCCUCUCAUCAGCCACUUCCUGCAGCUUGUCCAGGGGAACACCAAGGCAUUCCCAGGCCAGCCCGCUGGCGUAUGGUGCCUUGGUGCUUCUCCCUCAUUUCCUAACAAGACGUCACAGCAGUUAGAUUUAUCCAAGCUUGGGACCGGCGCCGGGAAUCCACUGAGGAUGGAUUCAUGUCUCCUCUUCCCGGUCUCAAAUCUGUGAUCAGGGUGACUUUAAAAAGAUGCAGCUUUCAAAAGUGUUUCCACAGUAACUGAUUUAAGUAAAUAAAUGCAAAA
Neolamprologus brichardi is the source of this 2024-nucleotide messenger RNA. RefSeq names its product serpin peptidase inhibitor, clade C (antithrombin), member 1 (gene serpinc1). Gene Ontology annotation, molecular function: serine-type endopeptidase inhibitor activity. NCBI's taxonomy places the organism in Eukaryota, Metazoa, Chordata, Actinopteri, Cichliformes, Cichlidae. The record is from RefSeq and is a predicted model, not a curated record.